AUGUUGGCCUACAAAUUUCCACAGUGCAGCUUUCUUUGUACUUUUUUGAAGUUGUGCCUUUACAGAGUUUGCAUCCUUGCAAGUGUCAGAGAGAGUGGGGUAGGAUCUCCGCCUUAAAUCAGAAUACAAAACAUGUAACUACGGCCAAGUCAAGGUAAGAUCCUCGCAUCGAUUUAAUGUUCUCUUGUAUGGGACUAACUGGACUGUUUUACACCUUGGAAAAUAACAGAAAAUUAAUCUGAGUCAAACUCAACAUCAUAAAAAUGUUCUUAACUGUACAGGCAAGGUUUAAUGUGACAUUUUAAACUGUAAUACAAGGCUGCGAAGCAGGUGGCCUCUUGAAUAACGUGUGAAAACAAUAGUAUAUGUACUCACGUACUGUACAAUGUUUACCAUUGUAAAUUAUGUGAAGUGAAUCAGUCAAACUCACCACCAUAAAACCUUUAACUGUACAGGCGAUGUUUAAGGCAGUAUUUCAAAUAAAAGUUGGACAAAGCAAGUUAAACAGGCACGCAGCAGAGGUAACAAAGGUGUGGUGAUACUGUCAUCUAGUGGCGGUGUAUGGGUAUUGCUGUAAUUGUGUAGUAGUUUUUAAUAUACUUUUUUUUAUGGUAUCUGCUCGGGAAAAUGUAUUUGUGUUUGUAAUUAAUUAAUGUAAUUGAACCAAGCAGCCUUGCCUAUGACGCAAUGUCUUGUUCUAUGGUUAUCAUCACUCGUCCUAGUUCAGACCUGUAACCGGGGGGGUUCGGGGUUCGAACGAACCCCCCCGCGGGCCACAAAGUUCCACUGGGUAAAAAAAGAAAAAAAAAAUCAAGUCCCAGGCACAUUCAUUUGUCAUUUUGAUGAUGUUGAAAAUAUGUAUCAGAAAAAUGGAGGGAACACCAGCACCCAAAAUAUUUAAUUACAAGGAGCAUUUUUUCAUGACUAGGAGGAGAAAGAGAAGAAGGAAGUGAAGCAAGAGUCGAGUGGUUUGGAUCUGCGUGUCUUAUCUCAAACAGAAACUCUGCGUGGUGCCUCUAUCCUGGAUUUAAAACAACACUUUGUCAAAUUCUUCAGUUUGUUCUCCUCGGAAGCCUCUUCCACAAUGAUAGUCAUCAUGUUAUAUCUACUGGUGCUGAGUGCGCUCGCCGCUGCAGGCGAUCUGGUCCACACCAAAGCAGGCCAGAGCGCCACCAUCAAGUGCGGCAUCAACAACUUCAUUAACAGCCUAGAGUGGAUUCGUGGCAGCAGCUUUAUCGUCGGGGUCGGUGGAAAGAAUCGCAUGCCUCGCAAAGGCCCUGGUGACAUUGCAUUAAGGUCAAAGGUCAUGCAUGACACAAAUCUGGUCAUAUCGGGGGUGAAGGAAGGAGACGCCGGAGAGUUCGUGUGCAAGGCAGACAACGAACGUCAAGUGCACACGCUUGUUGUCUUCACCGUGUGGGUGGACCCCCCUGGUUCCCUCCAGGUGGGCAGCCACGCUACACUAAACUGUAGAGUAUCCGGUCUGCCUUUGGACACGGUGGUGCAAUGGAGGAGGCCUGACAGCGGUCAUCACCUGGGCUCCCCUGUUACCCUCAUCCCAGUGAAGGAUUUCCACAGGGGGAUUUGGAAGUGUGUGUUCUCUCAUGAUGCCGCCGAGUAUGCAGAGGAGAUAGAUAUUAUUGUUCAAGGCUCUAUGACGACCCCCUUCCAGGUGUUUGGUGGUACUUCCCCGACCCGCUCUGAAGGUCUGGUUCCGGAGCUGGCCUGGUGGGGUAUGGCAGCAGGUGGCAGCGUGGUGGUGCUUCUGCUGCUGGUCUUGGUGCUGGUGUUGUGUCUACGGAUUAGAAGAAGGAAGAAACAUUUCCUCCAGAUGAAGAACGCCAGAAAGUCUCUGAAUUCCAGACAGUAUUGCCAUUGUCGCUGCCCGCCAGCUGCUCCUGCUGCAGCAGCACCACCACCACAGAAGAAGAUGAAGCCGCCUGCCCUCUCUGCGCAGAAGAAGUGAUAGAAGAAUGCAAAAAAAAAUGGAUAAGGAGUGAAAGACAAAGAGAAUUCCUAAUUAUGCAGCCUUUUCUUUUUCGUUUUUUUUGGCUACCAGUGACAUGAAUGUAAAUAAGAUUACCGUAGUUUGGAUUUCUAGUUUGUUACAUGACACGUUACAUUGUGACACUGUGCAUUUUUACUUCCUGUGGAUAAAAACAUCAACUUUUACUACUAUUUGAAUACUGAAAAAUAAAUCUAUUGUUUGAAGCUGACAACAUUAUUCAUACCAUUCAAACUAAGUGAAAGUAAAUUUGUAAUGAGUUUAUUGGUAUUUUACUAUCAGGAAAUGGCACAAGAAAGUUGCAAAAGACUGAGAAGUUGUUGAAAAAUAUAAUAAUGAUAAUUUAUAAAAUGUUUCUAGUGUUUUUUUUAGAC
This is a messenger RNA of Dunckerocampus dactyliophorus (ringed pipefish), 2379 nucleotides long. Its product is annotated as hemicentin-2-like. The record is from RefSeq and is a predicted model, not a curated record. The coding region runs from base 1085 to 1966 and encodes 293 amino acids. Gene Ontology annotation, biological process: positive regulation of ERK1 and ERK2 cascade; T cell activation; interleukin-15-mediated signaling pathway. Gene Ontology annotation, cellular component: external side of plasma membrane; membrane raft. NCBI's taxonomy places the organism in Eukaryota, Metazoa, Chordata, Actinopteri, Syngnathiformes, Syngnathidae. Gene Ontology annotation, molecular function: protein tyrosine kinase binding; MHC class II protein binding. The transcript has 8 exons.